Molecule: messenger RNA, 3565 nt
Organism: Myzus persicae (green peach aphid)
Lineage: Eukaryota; Metazoa; Arthropoda; Insecta; Hemiptera; Aphididae
Gene: mAChR-B
Product: muscarinic acetylcholine receptor M3
Exons: 4
Coding region: 356-2629 (757 amino acids)
Biological process (GO): adenylate cyclase-activating adrenergic receptor signaling pathway
Cellular component (GO): membrane
Molecular function (GO): G protein-coupled receptor activity
Source: RefSeq, a predicted model, not a curated record
CGAAUCAAACCGAUAAGGAGCGGUGGUCGUCACGUCGGUACGAGAACCGGCGACAAUCGUCCUCGGAGAAAUGCUGCGUCCAACACUGCUACGACGACAGCUGUGCAACCUGACCAGGCCUGAACCGUGUCCGUCGUGGAAAACAGAGGCUAAUAAGCUAUCUCACACGUAGCCGUUAAGGAUGUGAAAUUCAGACAUCAACAGUUUUCACUCUUUUAAAUGUAAAUUGUCAUACGAUCAAGUGUAAAAGGUGAUCAAUUGUAAGAACACACAAGGACCAGUGAAAUGAUAUAACGUCUAUAGUUUUAAUGGAAUACUGAAGCUGAAUGCGAUUGAAUACGAUUUUAGUUCGCAGAUGGAUCAAACUGUCGUCAACGGUUCGGUCGCAGCGGCCGUGGACAACGGCACGACCGGCGGUGCUCCGGGGUCGGUGUCGGGCACCAACUGGACCACAGCGGUGGUGGCGCACGCGGACCUGACGCCGGUGCUGUCGCCGUUCGAGUCCUGGCAAAAGGUCAUCAUCGUCCUGGUCAUCGGUGUGUGCAUGGUGCUCACCAUCACCGGCAACAUACUGGUGCUGGUGUCGUUCAUCGUUGACCGGACCAUCCGGCAGCCGAGCAACUACUUCAUCGCAUCGCUGGCCGCCACGGACAUGUUGAUCGGUACCGUGUCGAUGCCGUUCUACUGCGUGUACAUACUGCAGGGGUACUGGGACCUGGGACCGUUGCUGUGCGACCUGUGGCUGUCCGUCGACUACACAGUGUGCCUGGUGUCGCAGUACACGGUGCUGCUGAUCACUGUCGACAGGUUCUGUUCGGUGAAGAUCGCCGCUCGGUACCGGGGCUGGCGGACCAAGGACAAGGUCAUGUGGAUGGUUGUGCUCACGUGGAUCAUUCCGGCUCUCCUGUUCUUCACCAGCAUAUUCGGCUGGGAACACUUUGUCGGCUACAGGGACCUGUUGCCGGGCCAGUGCGCCGUGCAGUUCCUCAAGGAUCCCGUGUUCAACACGGCGCUGAUCAUCGGCUACUUCUGGACCACGCUCAUCGUGCUAUUCGUGCUGUACGGCGGCAUCUACAAGGUGGCGUACGAGAUGCAAAAGAAGAGUGAGGCCAAACAGCGCAAGAUGCAGUCGAUGGUGGCGCUGAGCGCGGGCACCGUGUCCGGUAUGGCCGGUCACGCGGCCGGCAUCGGCAUGUCCAAGACUCAGAGCACUCUGCUCGUGCACGACAAGCCGCAGCAACAGCAGCAACAGCAGCAUCAGCAACAGCAACAGUUGCAACAGCAGCAGCAGCAGCAACAGCAACAGCAACAGUAUCAAAACCAACAAAACCAGCAGCAACAACGACAGCUGGCGGCCGGCGGCAACAGGUCGUCCGGUUUCGACGAGAAGGCAGCGGAGGCGGCGGCCUUCCGGAACGCGGUCCCGAACGAUCGCAACGCUACGGCCGUGGUGGUGGUGGACAAGGAGCGGUCGAGCAGCCCGGCAUUCGAGUCGGACGAGGAGAGCACGACGGGCGAGAAACAGCAGCAGAUCAACUGGCCUCGCAAGAAGUCGGUGGCCGAACUCAUCGUCCAGUCGGCGCUCGUGCAGCGGUCCAACAGUGGCAUACACCUGUCACCGUCCGACAAUCUCAUACCGUACUCCAGCACACCCGGUAACAACAACAACGGUAGUCCGAUCGUCCGGUCGUUUUCCAACGUGGCCGUCGUCAACUGCGGUGGACAGACGGGUACGCGACGCCGGACGCCACCAGACACGCCUUCGCCGCCCGACAGCCGGGUGGACGCGCUCGUCGGCAUGGACACAAGUGAGCUGCACUUCAUGGACGACAGUUCGAUCGUCAUCGGGUCACCGACAUUCGAGAGCCCGACCAACAGCACCAGUUCAAUGAACGAAACAAUGUCAUCGGCCCAGUGUUCUCCGGCCCACGGUGCCGCGGCCUCGUCAUCGCUGCUGCAGGCUGCGCUCAUCCGGGCGGCCGCGGCCCAGCAGAUGAACCAGUCUCAAGGUCCCGCCGUCACCAAGGUCAACACGGCCGUCGUGGUGGACGGCCGCCAUCGCGGUUCAGCGUCGGUUACGAACACCACGACCGUGGUGGUGGCUGGGCGUGGCCGCGGUGUCGCAGGUAACGACGACGACGACGAUUACGGCGACGAUGACGGUGACGACGGGGACGCGGCCGCCACCGGUACCGGCGAAAAGUCCUCGUCCGAGACGACCAAGAGCGGCGGCGGUGGUGGCGGGGGCGGUGGCGGAGGCGGUGGAGAUAAGCGCGAGGGCAGUUCUCGCGGUGACUUCGUCCGGACCAUCGGCAAGCGUCUGAAGGUGAAACGGCCCAAAGUGUCUAGCCGCCAAAAGUCCAAAUCGGAGAACAGGGCCCGGAAGGCGUUCCGCACCAUAUCGUUCAUACUGGGAGCGUUCGUGGCCUGCUGGACCCCGUACCACAUACUGGCGCUCAUCGAGGGCUUCUGCUCCAACCCGCCGUGCACCAACGAACGACUGUUCUUGUUCGCGUAUUUCUUGUGCUACGCCAACAGCCCUAUAAACCCGUUCUGCUACGCUCUGGCCAACCAUCAGUUCAAAAAAACGCUCACCAGGCUGAUGAAGGGCGACUUCCAUAUAUCAUAGGCCGCGUAUCACACACACGUGUGAGCCUGUCCUUCCUGCGACGUUUCUGUUCCUAAAAACGAUUGUUUCCGGUUACCGUGUACCAAUAAUCUGCGCCAAUGAUAUGUGUAACAGACAAACGGUUCCUGUAUGUAAGCGCGAUCGCCGGGAUGACAUAAUAUUAUUACCAUUACACUGCAACGAUCGAAAUAUUCUAAAAUUUAACCGCUUUAACCCAAACAGUUUUAGUACUUAUAGGUAGUACAUAAUAAUAAUAUUAUUAAACUUUCCUCAAUCGAUGAACAACUCAAACUUCGGAAACCAACCCAAUAAACCUCGUGGGAGCAUAUAUACGGCAUAUUAUAUUAUAUUCUUACAAUAAACGUAACUUUAUUAAUUAAAAUUGUAUUAUACUUAUGAUAUACUUACAUGAUUAUAGGGAUAUUGUAAAUAUAUGUACUCGUAAUAAUGUCUUGAUAAAAAACUAGAAAACUAAAAAAAAAAAACCACCAUAAUUUAUUGGCUUAUUAUACAUUAAUCGAUAAAUAACUAAAAAAAUAUGUGUAGUACACAUUCAGUUUAGCUUAGAUUUUUAUAGACCUUUUUAAUGAUGACUUAAAGAUUUAUUUGUGUAAAUAAAUAUUAUUUAUAAUAAUAUUAUGUGUUUUUGAACAGGGUAACAUCAAAACUGUACUUUAAAAUGUUUAAUUAUUCUUAAAUCUAAUGUUUCGUGUAUAUUAUAAUAUAAGUUAUUACAUAUACAUAAGACAUAAGGUAUAAUAAAACAAUGUGAUAUUUAUAAUUAUUAGAAUCAUUGCGACAAUAUUUACCAUUGUAGAAUAAUAUUUCGUUCGAUUAUUGUAAAGCUUAUUAAAAACGAAUCCGAUUCACGGAUUAAAUGAGCCCUAAUCUGUAAAUGGAAUUCGUUUUCACUAGAUUUUAGAGACAAAACAGCUG